Messenger RNA from Pocillopora damicornis (cauliflower coral), 867 nucleotides. RefSeq lists its product as uncharacterized. Gene Ontology annotation, cellular component: extracellular region; cell surface. Gene Ontology annotation, biological process: glucan catabolic process. NCBI's taxonomy places the organism in Eukaryota, Metazoa, Cnidaria, Anthozoa, Scleractinia, Pocilloporidae. Gene Ontology annotation, molecular function: beta-glucosidase activity. The record is from RefSeq and is a predicted model, not a curated record.
AUGAAACAAAAGAUGCCCCGAUUCCUGGUUUUGCAUCCAUUGUUUUUCCUGCUGUUUACGGUGGCUAUCGCUCGUGGACAAGAUAAUCCAAUUUCGCCAGAAGAGUAUCAAAGCCAGAUUCGCGCAGGGUUUUCCACAAACUGGUUUAAGAGUUUUGCAAAGAAGCCAAUGAAAAAGUACUCUGAGAAAAACAUCGAGGACAUCCACGAUAAAGGGUUUCGUAACUUACGAAUUCGAUGCGACGCAGAGCUGUACUCAUCUAAAGUUGAAUUCCAAUGGUUUCUUGGCAAUCUGACAACCAUUGUGGACGGUUGUCUGAAACACGAUGUGAUUCCUAUCAUCUCCUGGAUUCACCAUCACGCAGAAGCCUAUGCCACAGAGGAGGACCAUGACGCGUACGUUGCCUGGUGGACAGCGGUGGCUCGGCAGUUAAAAGACAGGGACUAUAGACUCAGUUUUAAUCUAUUUACAGAACUUGGAAUAGACACUUGUUCAAAAGGAAAAACUGAGAAGAAGAUAGUAGAAAAACUUUGCAACAACAGUCUUCGCAGAAGAACCGACAAGUACAACCGGUGGACCAAAGAUGUGACAAAAGCAAUCCGAGCUACGGGUGGCAAGAACGCGAAGCGGAUAAUUAUUCUGGCGUCGCCAGGAAAAACUGCGAAGGACUUAGAUAGAAUCGAUCCAGCGAUUUAUAAAAAUGAUUCAUACAUGAUGGCCGAGUGGCAUCUUUAUGCUUCAGGGCCAAUCAAAACGCCUGGCUCGCAGAAGUACUGGAGCGGAGACGGUAAACGUAAAGGCCAAGAAAAUGUCAAAAAAGCAAUUAACGACGGAGGCACUAUACAGAAGAAAAUGUCAGCACCUUAA